AGGCAUCCUGCGAGGCAUCCUGCGAGGCUUCACUCGGGGCAGCAGCAGCCCAGCGGAGCCGAGGAGGAAAUAAGGAGCCCAGAUAUCACCAGAUCGUUUAGCUGUGAGCUAACUGACGCGUUUGUUAGAGGUUACAUAUUAUCACAUAGAGGUGAAUUAACUGCUUAACAUCACAACCACUGUCCUCGUUUUGCUCGGACACAACAUUUGGCGUGUUGUCUUGGUAGCUAAGGUUAAAGUUAAAGCUACAUUGCCGCUACGUGGUGGCUGCUAACGAGGUAUUUAAUGCUAAGCUACCGCAGCUAGCAGCUACAACACAACACGGUGAACAUCCAGCUGGUUGAGGAGGAUCAGGAUGCUGGUUGACUAACGUUGACGGAGGAAUCUCCUUGUUAAUCUGCAGACCAUCGUUGUCAGCUAACAUUAGAGAGCUGUCUGGAAACACUGGGCUUCUGUAAAGCCAUGGCAGAUGAAAACACACAGUUCUGUGGCAAUUGCAAACAUGACAUUCCAGACGCUAAUUUCACCACCCAUGAGAUCCACUGCCGAAGAAACAUCGCUCUGUGUGAUGUGUGCCAGGAACCAGUGCCCAGGUCAGAUCUGCAGGAGCACAAACAGCAGGAGCAUACUCAGAUUACUUGCAAGUGUGGUUUGAAGAUUGAGAAGAAUCAUUUUGAUGUUCACCAGAGCUCUCAAUGUUCUCAGCGGCUGGUCCCGUGCCAAUACUGUGACUUGGAGAUUGUUUUCAGUCACUCCAAAGAACAUGAGGAUUAUUGCGGCACACGCACCGAGCCCUGCUUACACUGCAAGUGCAAUGUAAUGUUGAGGGAACAAGCUGUGCAUCCGGUCUUAUGUGGAAGCCUCACACCGCCCCAAGAGAGGAACAACAGCCGGACAAGUCGCAGUCCAGUAGACCCACAGCCUCCAGGGGCAUGGUUUGAGGCCCACUCCAUCCGAAACCUCCUAAGAGCCCAAGAGAGAGGCCCAAAGAAUAAUAACAUCAGUGCAGCAGAACAACAGGCCUUUCCUCGGCCAUUUGAUCCUAGAGAAUAUAACACAUCAAGGGGACCUCAAGGCCAAGCAGACUGGAAGAAUACUGCCCCAAGAAAUACAUUUAGCCACUUGUUGGGGCAGACUGAUUUCCUGAAUAGCAGCAGCAGCAGUAGUGCGUGGCCACAGAGCGAGCUCUCACUGGGUGAGGAUUCAUCAGGCCUGGACUACAUGUUGGCUCUCAGCCUGCAGAGUGAUGGAGAGUCGGUUGCUGGAGGCGUAGAGGGAAACCUGUGGAGCGGUAUCUGGGAACACAAGAUCGGGAAGACGUCCAACACCUCAAUAAGCUCUCCACUCUCUCCGCCCAACAACAACUACCCAAACUUCACUACAAGCACAAGUGCAGUCCAGGAACUUGAUCAAGCAGAUACCAUGCUGCCUUGUGAGUUUUGCGAAGAGCUGUUUCCUGAAGAGGACUUAAUUUUGCAUCAGACUGGAUGCAGCCCCGCCUCCGCCUUUGCGUCUUACAGCAAGCAGCCCAUAUCUCCACCUAAAGAGGACAGGAUGGGCAGGAACGCUUCAGGGCUGAUGCACAACGUCCCCGACACACUCGCUUCAAACAUCCCCACUUUCCCUCGGUCAGUCUCCCCGGCCUCCUACAGUCCCCCAGCCAGUCCACUAGAGGGCGAUGUGGUCAUUCCAUGUGAAUUCUGUGGCGUUGCUCUGGAGGAGGCUGUCGUCUUUCACCAUCAGGACAAAUGUGAUAUGCGUCCUCAGACUGCCCAUCCACUGAAUAAUCUAACAAAAGCAUCUGUCAAAAAACCAGUGAGCCCUGCUAAAGACGCCUUUGGUCAGAUGUCUCCAGAUUUUCAAAUGAGAAUGAAGCCCCAAGCUGACUUCUCGGAAGACUUUGGAUUCGGCAGAGACGCACCACUGGCAGUAAACCAAGGGGAAUGGCAGCAGAGAGGCUACAUUGGACGACCGAGUCAAAGAAAGACAUCCAACUGUGAUGCUUCUGUAAAGAACAGACCUCAGCAGGGCAGGGAAACAGAAGGGGCUCAGUCAUCUUUCUGUGACACCGAGAAGUCUGGUCCUGCACCUCUAAAGGGAGUACUUCUACCAGAAAAUAAAGAAGUGAGAGGGAACAGAAGAAAUUCAUUGACAAAGUUGCCCAAGAAGCAGAAUGAAGAGCAGCAGGAAGAGUGAGAGCAGAAACGUGGAGAAAUACAUAAAACCAAAUCUCCUACUCUGCUUUUCAUUUAUCUUCUUGCACACAAUGAAACAUAUACCUAUCUGAUAAGUGCCUGUGUGAGUAUUAGUUCAGUUCAUAUUUUAAUGAGUUUUACUAUUAAAGUCUAAGUAAUUUGGUUUAUUAAUGCAUAUUCCGCUUUAUUUCAACAUUUGUUUCAAAUGUUUUUGUCUAACAUCUAGCCUUAAGAGCUAAAUUAUAAGAUGAAAUUUAAUUUGAACUGUACAAGUCGUGUCAUGUCUCAUUAGGAACAUUGAGAACAUCAAACACAGACACAUGACUUUGUCGGUGUGCAUUUGUCUGACUUAAUCUUUACCUUGUUACUUCAGCCAAGGACAUUUUGUUUUCACCCGUUUGCCAGUUCUUUCGGGGUCUUUCACAGUGUUCCUGUUGGUUUCUGCAUCUUUAUGUAACCUAAAAGCACUUUGAUAGAUUAUUUUGUUAAAAAAGGGCUUGAGGAACAGAUUUGAUAAAUUUAUGCAUCUUUGACCACAAAAAAAACAAACUGUAUAAUUGAACAUUUGUCUUUUUAUACUGUUGAACAUUUGUCUUUAAUACUCUUCAGUAAAACUUUGAUUUUUUUUUUUAAUCAUAACUAUAGAAUUAUAUAUGUGGUGUUACGAUGAGAUGGCUUGUGAAGCAGUGUCUCCUGUCCAAUCUUCUUUUAAGUCGUAUGAGAAAUGUUGUGUGCUGCUUCUCCGAAUAAGAUUUAAGAUUGAUAAGAUGUAUUUUGUGUGUAACAUAGGGUCCACUUUAGCAAUACAUAUAAGAUAGGCAACCUUGUGCCACAGGUGGUUGAGCCCUUUUAACUAAAAACGUCAGAGCAUUCUCCUGAUUAACUUGUGAUAAUCAACCUCAACUAGUGAGGAGCAGAUAAUCGGUGAAAUCUCCUGCUGUGGUGUUUGGUUGGACUCUAGGACUCACGGCACAGGGCUGACUAUUCCUGUUUAAAAACAACUGUCUUGAUGCUCUUUGUCUUGUGCGGCUAUUAAAUGUUUAAUGACGACA
Molecule: messenger RNA, 3247 nt
Organism: Sebastes umbrosus (honeycomb rockfish)
Lineage: Eukaryota; Metazoa; Chordata; Actinopteri; Perciformes; Sebastidae
Gene: trafd1
Product: TRAF-type zinc finger domain containing 1
Exons: 12
Coding region: 463-2196 (577 amino acids)
Source: RefSeq, a predicted model, not a curated record